AUGAGUGGCCGAGGCGUGGCAGACGCGGCGGUGACGGACUCGGGCGAGCUCGUUGAGGCCCUCCUACACGUCUUCCGCCCGCUGCUUCGGUGCGUGGCAGAUGCUUUGAUAAACGCCACGGCCGUGACGUCACCGGAAGUGGUGGCAAGGGUCGGUGUGGCUGAUGGGGGUCCACAAGGCACCAUCUUAUUGUUGCCGGAGGGGGAGACGGGCGCUAAAACGGCAGUCGCGCCGGCCCCAAGCCCCCAAGACGCUGCCGGCGCUCAGCUCAGCACGGCAACUGCGUCUCCCAUGCUGUCGGAGGGUGCCACCGGCACCUUCUCCCCGGUUGCACCCGCCCCUGCAAUGGGCUCAUCACCGCCGCCGGCUGACACGACAGCCGUCUUGUGUGUGGCAGAAGAGGACGAGGCCGGAGACUACGGUCACGAAGGGGGUAACGAGCGAACAGCAGCGGCACGGCGACUACCCACGGCGCUGGUUCAAGACACGCUCAGCGCCCUACAAGACGCAUCCGAUGUUGAGAACCGCGAUGGCGGAGAUGGGGUCCAGAGCGACGCGGCCACGGCGGUAACGGCGGCGCUAUGCUGUCCCGCCCAGAAGGAGAGCGUCGUGGCUUGCCCCUCAUCAUCUACGUUGUCCCUGCUCAACUCCACUUCACCGUCCUCGGCUUUCGUGUCUGUCAACUCCGAUGAGGCACCUGCGACGACGCCGCGCAAGCGCGGCCGACCACCGCUGUCGCGCGCGGUGGCCGCCCGCUUGAAGAAAGAAGAUCCCGCGGAAACAUUCGAAGAACUUCUUCCUCGCGCUGCCACACCGCCGCUUCACGCCGCUCGCCCGUUCUGCUUCACAGUGCCGAAUGCGGUGCUGUGGGAGGCGGUGGCGGGGUUGGCCGAGGCGGUGCUGAUCGGCGGGGCGUGCUUCAGCUGGCUUCAGGGUGAAGUGCAGAGACGCACAGAUGCCGAGCAGCAGGACGGUGACAGGCAGCGGGGUGCGAAGACGUUGUCGUUGCCGUCCCCGGCGCGCGUGCUCGCAGACGCGCUUCUGGGCUUUGGCCGCCCCUCCGUCGCAGUUGCCCACAUGCGAUGGCGCGAGCUCACCGUGAGGGGUAAUGACCGGCUCAGCCCCGCAGGCAACGGCUCCCACGAGCCCAGCGUGGAAAGAAAUGAUGAAUGUAGUGUCUUCGGCGCUUUUCCUGCUGAGGUGCAAGACGCCGUCUUCACCGCCGUCUCGGCGGCUCUCAUGCGCGUCGCCGCCGUCCACACGGCGCAGCUGCUCAGUCCCUUGUGCGCAGCUACCCCCGGUGACGCGAGAGGUACCCAGGCGGGAGGCGCGACAGUGGGGCAGCAACAGGACGUGCCGGCCCCGGCACAACGUCACGGCGAUUUUCCAUCCUUUGCGACGCCACCGAGAGCCACAGCACACGUCGCGCCCUUUGGUGGCUCUUCUGCGACUCCACCGCACCUGCAGGCCAACUGUGGCCGCCGUGCGGCGUCCGCUCCUUUUUUUCAUUGGCGGCAGUGGGCUGAAAGUGGUUUGGCAGCAGAGGCGGAGGCGUUCACCAAUACGGCUGGUGACCCGCUAACGUUCAGGAUGGUGCAAGAGAGGGUCAAGCAUCACAAUCGGCGCACACUGCAGGCUCAGCAGUUGCAGCCGCCACGGCCAGCAGCGAUGUCAGCGACUCUGUCUCGCUCGCCAGCUUCCGUGCCCUCUGCCAGUGCUGCUGCCGUCGCCCCACGCGCGAGCGGUCCGCGUGGGGAUGCCUUCUUGGCGACGGCAACAGCAGGUGCGCCGUUCGCCACCGCUGCGGCUGGGCAGCCGCCAUCGCGCAUGGCAGAAUCACCACUUGCGCUACUGAUGCGGCGGGCGGAGGCGCAGGACCACAGCUGCUUCUACGUGCAGGUAAGCACCGGUGACCGUGAUGGUGCCACGCGCACUGAGGCCACUGGGGCACCGACCGGCAACACUGCCGUGCGCGCCAGGGAGUUUACCGUGCAGGUCUUGUGCUCCGCACUGGCGUCUGCCAUGACGGAUGAGGCCGCAGUUGCGACGUUGCAUGACAGCGCAGCCACGGAGGCGACUCACUUGGGGGACGAUGCUGCUGCUGACAGUGGUGGCGCCACUGUUUGCGCAUGCGAGGCGAAGCAUGAGCAGGGCGGCAACCCACAUUGGCUUGCUGGAGACGCGCGUAGCUGCCUUGUGCGGCAGUGGUGCGCUGGGCUGGAGCAGCUUGCCUGCAUCACCUCCUCGAUGUCAACCUGGAGCAGCACGUCGGGGCGCACUGCGCAGUGUGCGAGGCACUCGAACUUUGAAGUGCCUGCUGCAGCUCUCUUCGCGUAUUUGCGCGACUCCGCGGUUAACCCUCAGCUGGAGUUGCUGGCCGGCUACGCGCUGGAGACGGGCAGAGCGACGUCAGCGUCGUCAAGGGCCCCUCAUCCUGCUACGAGAGAGAUCCAUGGCGGCUACGCGCCAACCGCUGUCGCGGCAGCGGCGACGGCUCGCACGGCCGUCCACCAAUCGCCGUGGACGACGGCACGAUGGAGUGUGCGGCCUGUGGUUGACAUGGGGGAGGUAGACUGCGCGGCGGACCGAUUCAAAAGGUCGGGGGAGCACCAUCGAACUCAUGCCCGGCGUGUGACGGCGUUGUUGUCAUCGCUUGCGACAGACAGCGCCGUUGAUGCGUAUCCGCCGACCAGGUCAACGCCAUCUGCUCUGAUAGGCGCAGACUCGCCUCAGGAGGAGCGACCGAAGCGACAGAAGACCCAUGCAGGCCAGGCGGCAUCUGCAUCGCCUCGCUUGCCGCCGGCGGUGGAGUGGCUCUGGCUCUCAGACGAACACAGCCAUCCUUCGCACUCAGACCAGGCAGAGGACAGACACAGGGCGCCGCCGUCUGUGCGGCAGUCGACGACGCAGGUGGUGGAGAGAUCCACCGCGGCACUCUUCCAGCGUGUCCUCGCGCCAAUGGUUGCAGGCGAGCAAGAGGAUGCCCAUAUUUCUGCCGACGUUGUGAACCCGCUGGAGGAGGUCGGGGCGGUGCUUGCUACACUUGACGCCGUCUGCGCUGGCCGCACGCUCGUGGAUAGGACGGCAUGGCGUUAUGGACGGAACCGCAUGAACGUCGCGGCGGUUUCCAUCAUUGACCUGGCGGUUUCAGAGAGCAACAAUGGGGGCAGCGCUGGGCAAGGCAGUGAUGAUGUCGGGAAGGACCGAGGUAGCCUCGAUAGCGCGCACGAUUCGCCUCGAGGGUCCUCUGUUGAGAGGGCGGCUCUGCAGUCUACAGAGGAGACACCCUCCACCGCACCAGUCCCGGCGUGCCGCGCUCGGCUGCCCUUGGGUUUGUACCACCACGAAUGCGGAGUACUCCAUGUAGUAGAUGGUGCCACUUAUGCGCUGGAGGUCGACUAG
This is a messenger RNA of Leishmania mexicana MHOM/GT/2001/U1103, 3402 nucleotides long. RefSeq lists its product as hypothetical. NCBI's taxonomy places the organism in Eukaryota, Euglenozoa, Kinetoplastea, Trypanosomatida, Trypanosomatidae. The coding region runs from base 1 to 3402 and encodes 1133 amino acids. The record is from RefSeq and is a predicted model, not a curated record. The transcript has a single exon.